AUGGCCUCUACUAUUCACUCCCUCUCGGGCAUUGCCCCUGUGCCCACCUCGAGCGAGUUCAUCGAUGUCGUCCUCAACUCGACUAUGCGCAAGACGCCUACCGUCAUCCACAAGAACUUCAAGAUUUCGCGUAUCCGUAACUUCUACAUGCGCAAGGUCAAGUUCACCCAGGACACCUUUGACGAGAAGAUUGGCCGUAUUCUCACCGAGUUCCCCAUUCUCGACAACCUCCACCCCUUCCUGUCGUCGCUCCUGAACGUUCUGUACGACAAGAACCACUACAAGCUCGCUCUGGGCCAGAUCUCGACUGCCCGUCACCUGAUCUCGCAGGUCGCCAAGGACUAUGUCCGUCUGCUCAAGUUUGGUGACUCGCUCUACCGCUGCAAGCAGCUCAAGAAGGCUGCCCUUGGUCGUAUGGCCACCAUCAUGCGUCGUCAGAAGGACCCCCUUGCCUACCUCGAGCAGGUUCGCCAGCACAUUUCGCGUCUCCCUUCGAUCGACCCCAACACCCGUACCCUCAUCAUCUGUGGUUACCCCAACGUCGGCAAGUCGUCGUUUGUCAACAAGGUUACCCGCGCGGACGUCGACGUCCAGCCGUACGCCUUCACCACCAAGUCGCUCUUCGUCGGCCACAUGGACUACAAGUACCUCCGCUGGCAGGUUGUCGACACCCCCGGUGUCCUCGACCACCCUCUCGAGGAGAUGAACACCAUUGAGAUGCAGUCGAUCACUGCUCUUGCUCACCUCCGCGCCGCCGUCCUCUACUUUAUGGACCUGUCGGAGCAGUGUGGCUACACCAUCGAGGCCCAGUGCAAGCUCUUCCACUCGAUCAAGCCCCUGUUCGCCAACAAGCCCGUUGUCCUUGUCAUCAACAAGAUUGACAUUGUCCGUCUCGAGGACAUUUCGCCCGAGAACCGUGCCUUUGUUGACACUAUUCUCGAGGACAAGACGGUCACCGUUGUCCAGGCCUCGACCUACUCGGAGGACGGUGUCAUGGACGUUCGCAACAAGUCGUGUGAGCUCCUCCUUGCCCACCGUGUCGAGCAGAAGCUCCGUGGCCACCGCAUCGAGUCGGUUGCCAACAAGAUUCACGUUGCCAUGCCCCAGAAGCGUGACGACGUUGAGCGUACUCCCUUCAUCCCCGACGCGGUCAAGACCCGUGUCAAGUACGACCCCGAGGACCCCAACCGCCGCAAGCUCGAGAAGGAGAAGGAGCAGGAGAUUGGCCUCAACCCAUGGUUGGGUAUCUACACCCAGGACCUCAGGCGCGACUGGCAGCUUGCCGACGACUCGUGGAAGUACGACAUCCAGCCCGAGAUUGUCAACGGCAAGAACGUUGCCGACUUUAUCGACCCCGAUAUCGCCGAGAAGCUCGAGGCUCUCGAGCGCGAGGAGGAGCAGCUCGAGGCCCAGGGCUUCUACGCUUCCGAGGAGGAGGAGAUGCUCGACAGCGAGGAGGAGGAGUUCCUCGACGCCGCCAGCCAAAUUCGCAAGAAGAAGGCCGUCCUCAAGAAGAUGUCUCAGGACAAGAACACUCUCCAGAACCGCCCCCUCAUCCCCCGCAAGAAGCGUCACGUCACUCUCUCCGAGUUCACCCACGGCAUGCGCGAGCACGGCCACGACCCGGCCGUCCUCGAGAAGCGUGCCUCGCGUCUCGUCGAGGCCAAGAAGGCUGCUUGGGAGGCUGCCGAGGCCGAGCGCGGCUCGGACGGUGGCGCUUCGGACGGCGGCAUGGAUGUCGACGGCGACGAGGCUAUGGAGGAGGAGGAGGAGGCCCCCAAGGGCCGCCGCGCCCUCCGCGCCGCUGCCCGUUCGGGCAAGGGCGCUCUCCCCGCCGGUAUCACCACCUCGGAGCAGCUCGACAAGGCCCACACCCUCCGCAUGUUCGCCCAGCGCGAGCCCAACCGUCUCGCCAAGGCCUCCGAGUCGGACCGUCACGUCCCCAUCACCCGCCCCAAGUGGAUGUUGGCCGGCAAGCGCAAGGCCGGCAAGACCCAGCGUCGUUAA
Molecule: messenger RNA, 2007 nt
Organism: Apiotrichum porosum
Lineage: Eukaryota; Fungi; Basidiomycota; Tremellomycetes; Trichosporonales; Trichosporonaceae
Gene: NOG1
Product: Nucleolar GTP-binding protein 1
Exons: 2
Coding region: 1-2007 (668 amino acids)
Biological process (GO): ribosomal large subunit biogenesis
Cellular component (GO): nucleolus
Molecular function (GO): RNA binding; GTP binding; GTPase activity
Source: RefSeq, a predicted model, not a curated record